AAACAGACAAUAGGGCUAAACGUGGUCACAGAGUAUGUUAUGGGACUGAUACAUCCCGAAAAACCAAUUGCCAACGUAUGUUUCAAAACCUUUGGCUAUGUAAGCAUGGGUCAAGCUAUCUCCUUCCUCAAUGACUUCAAGCUUGGGCAUUAUAUGAAGAUUCCUCCGAGAUCAAUGUUCUUAGUUCAGAUCAUAGGUACAAUACUUGCCGGAACCAUCAACCUUUGUGUGGCGUGGUGGCUUUUAAAUUCCAUAAAAAAUAUAUGUCAAGUGGAUCUCCUUCCUCCAAAUAGCCCGUGGACAUGUCCGGAAGACCGCGUCUUCUUCAGCAUAUCAAUCAUAUGGGGAUUGAUUGGGCCAAAGCGGAUUUUCGGAUCGCAAGGAUUCUAUGGCACUUUGAACUGGUUCUUCCUUGUUGGUGCAGUUGGGCCAGUUUUAGUAUGGCUACUUCACAGAGCCUUCCCAAAACAAUCCUGGAUUCCUCUCAUCAAUCUCCCCGUCUUGCUCGGGGCGACCGCAAAUAUGGCCCUGAACUACAAUUCCUGGAUUCUGAUAGGAACCGUGUUCAACUUCUUCGUCUUCCGCUAUCGGAAGCAGUGGUGGCAGAGAUACAACUACAUUCUUUCAGCAGCAUUGGAUGGGGGAUUGGCUUUCAUGGCUGUGUUGCUGUACUUAUCAUUUGGCAUGAAGGGAAAGAGUGUGGACUGGUGGGGCACUGCAGGUGAGCACUGUGACUUGGCUUCUUGUCCUACAGCCAAGGGUGUGGUGGUUUAUGGCUGCCCACUCUUCUGAACUUGCUCUGUGAAGUUACAUACAACACUCCAAGAUGGCCGAUGAUAUCUUUGGUGGGAAUCAUCAUGAUGUGGUCUAAUAGUAAAUA
Momordica charantia (bitter melon) is the source of this 880-nucleotide messenger RNA. Its product is annotated as oligopeptide transporter 4. Gene Ontology annotation, biological process: transmembrane transport. The record is from RefSeq and is a predicted model, not a curated record. NCBI's taxonomy places the organism in Eukaryota, Viridiplantae, Streptophyta, Magnoliopsida, Cucurbitales, Cucurbitaceae. Gene Ontology annotation, molecular function: oligopeptide transmembrane transporter activity.